Messenger RNA from Lotus japonicus, 1308 nucleotides. RefSeq lists its product as uncharacterized. The transcript is spliced from 7 exons. Bases 167 to 1045 code for a protein of 292 amino acids. The record is from RefSeq and is a predicted model, not a curated record. NCBI's taxonomy places the organism in Eukaryota, Viridiplantae, Streptophyta, Magnoliopsida, Fabales, Fabaceae.
AAUGGCCAGCAAGUAUUCAACAAACCCUUUAAACCCUUUCUCAUAAAGAGAGACGCUUUGCUACACAUACAGAAACCUGAAACCGAGGGAAGGAGGAAAACAGAGUUCAGCAGUUCCUUCAUAUCAUCACAAAUCACAAUCACCAUCACCAUCACAUUGAUUGAUAAUGGAGGAAAGUGAAGGAUUGCAGCUACACCUGCAACUACACAAACUCUCAUGCAUUGAAUCUGAACAAACACUGGACCACAUCCUCAACACCCUCUGGACCACCAGAAAAACCGGUCUCCGCCCACCGGAGAAGUCACGUUUCCAAUCCCUCCUCCACCUUGCUUCUCUCUCCGAACUCGACCCAGUGCUGGUGUGCCUUCGGUGGCUUAUCAGAAAAUUCGUUUAUCAAAACUUGACUGGUGAUGAACUUGUGAAGCUGUUUCCUCCUGAUCUUCCACUUCACCUGCAAACCAUUCUCUUGCUUUGCUUCCAGAAAAAUGGACAGUGCUGGAGGGAUGAUGUCUCUGCACAACAGGAUUUGUUACCAGCGACAGGGGUUUCCAGUGAGGUCAGAACAGAUAUUGCGCCAUCUUUACCUUCACUGCCAUCUCCAGUGAUGUCAACACCUCUCUGGCCACGCCAAGACCCUGAUUCUCUUGCCCAGAUGAAUCAAAGUGAUUUUGGAAUAUCAACACCGCUUGUUGCUGAUUGUAAUGUGUCAGGGCUGCCUGCAUGCUUCCAGUGUGAUGUUGCUCCUUUUGAGAACUCGGAAAACCUUCCUUUUCUCAAAUCAAUGACUUGGACCAUGGAGAAUCGCGGCUCAUCCCCUGCAGAUAGAGUGGCUAUUAUCACUCUUAAGCUGCAUGAUCGUAGCAAGUCUUCAUUAGGCGAAACAGAGGUUAAGUUUCAGAUUACAAGGGAUACUCUUGAGGCCAUGCUGACAUCCAUGACAUACAUCAGUGAACAACUAAGUGCUCUUAUGAUGAUAUCGGAUAAGAGAAAGGAAAAGCAGAGGACUCCAUUAAAUUAUGCAUGGCAAUUUGCUAUUAACAAAUGAAGAUGCUGGGUUGGGACUUCUUCUGGGCCAGCCAACAAGAAACAAAAGCAGUAGUUUGUUUUCCUGUAAUUAAUGCUGUAGUUCAUAAGUUUUGAUACUUGGUCAUAUGAAGAUAAUAUUUCAUCCUUUUGUACAAUGAAACUGAGAAUUAGAGCUAGUAACAACUAACAAGAAAGAGAACUCAGGUGUACGCUGUAAUGACAUUUGCUUUAGGAAUAUACAUUACAUGUUAGAACUGAUUUUACUCAAAGUAUUUGUGAUUC